Patiria miniata (bat star) is the source of this 3461-nucleotide messenger RNA. RefSeq names its product transportin-3-like (gene tnpo3). The transcript is spliced from 21 exons. Bases 73 to 2856 code for a protein of 927 amino acids. Lineage: Eukaryota; Metazoa; Echinodermata; Asteroidea; Valvatida; Asterinidae. The record is from RefSeq and is a predicted model, not a curated record. Gene Ontology annotation, biological process: protein import into nucleus. Gene Ontology annotation, cellular component: cytoplasm; nuclear membrane. Gene Ontology annotation, molecular function: small GTPase binding.
UUAUUUGCAUGGACUAAACUCCGAGUAGGAACCGCGAAAGGGAGUAGAUUUUGCCCUUUUCUUGAGUUCGAAAUGGAUGCACCACCAACCAUCGAGACGGUUAUUCAGGCCAUUUCGGCCCUCUACCACAAUCCUGAUGCCUCAGAGAAGGAAAGGGCGUCCCGGUGGCUGCAGGAAUUCCAACGAUCCGUGCAUUCCUGGCAGAUCUCAGACCAGCUGUUGAGGAUGAAGCAAGACGUGGAGGUGUGUUACUUUGCUGCACAGACAAUGCGAUCCAAGAUCCAAUACUCUUUCCACGAGCUACCACCGGACUCCCACCAAGCCCUGAGGGACUCCCUCAUCAUCCACAUUGAGAGCCUCAACGAUCCCAACUACCAGAUCAUCCUGACCCAGCUAUGCCUGGCCCUGUCCGACCUGGCACUGCAGAUGGUUAUGUGGAAGAACUCUCCAAAUUAUCUGAUUCAGAGGUUUGCUGCUGGUACCUCCCAGAUUCCGAUCCUCCUUGAGUUACUGACGGUCUUACCAGAAGAGGUCCAUAGCCGGUCCCUACGUCUCGGCAUGAACAGGAGAGAAGAAUUCACUCACGAGUUGGCCCAGGUCGCUCCGACGGUCGUCCGAAUCAUGGGAGCCUGCUGUGAGACGUCCAUGGGAGAUCACCGUCUUCUAGGCCGGAUCUUCAAGUGUCUCUCUAGCUGGUUCUAUCCCGGCAUCUUACCCAGCAAUGACGUGGCUGGCAGCUCGCUUGUCAACUUGCUCCUUGAUGUCCUGAAGAAGCCCGACACCCCUUCUAUGCUGCACGAAGCAGCCAGCGACUGUAUCUGCUCAGCGCUGUAUGCCAUGGAGGAUAUAGAGGAGCAUCUAUCCCUAGCGGAGACGCUCUACAGGGGUAUCAUGCAGCUACCUGAAUCCUAUGCACUGGUUGUCGCUGGUGAAGAUGUGGAUAAGGCGAUCAACUACAGCAGGAUAUUCACAGAACUGGCUGAAGCGUUCAUGGAAGUCAUGGUGGAAACACCAAAUCAGGGUCUGGGAGAUUUGAGCAUUCUGGAUGCUGUGCUGACCUGCGUAGGUCACUGCCAGUACGAGGUGGCGGAAAUCACCUUCAACUUCUUCUACCGCCUCUCCGAGAUCCUCUACAAGAGGCGACAGGACAAACUGAACGAGAUCUACCGGCCCUACAUCGAGCGGCUCGUCAAUGCCUUGAGCACGCACUGCCAGAUGGAUUCAGAUCAUGAAGGUGUCCCAGACGAGAACGAUGAUUUUGGUGACUUCAGGAUCAGGGUCUCAGAACUCAUCAAAGAUGUCAUCUUCCUGGUCGGGUCAACCACCUGCUUCUCACAGAUGUUCCGAAACUUAGCUAGUCAGGGCUCGACUGUCACGUGGUACGUCACGGAGGCCUCACUGUUUGUCAUGUCGUCAGUUGCUAAGAAUGUUUUGCCUGAUGAGAACGGCGUGGUUCCGCAAGUCAUCCAAGCAAUCCUUGCCCUACCAGAUGAGACCCACGUUGCGGUCAAGCACACCAGCAUCCAGAUGCUGGGAGAAUUAUCGGAGUGGAUCGAUACUCACCCACAGACCAUCGAGCCCAUUCUCAACUUCCUAACCAACGGUCUGAGGAACAGCCAGCUGUCUUCGGUAGCAGCGACCGCCAUCCAGAGCAUCUGCAAGACCUGCCAGGACCACCUGGCCUCGCACCUGGAGGGCCUCCUGCAGAUUGCCCAGGCUGUGGAUGCCUUCAACCUGUCGCAAGAGGCUGCCAUAGGGCUGAUAGAAGGUACAGCGUUAGUUCUGACCAGGAUGCCACUAGAGAAGAUACAGGAAGGCCUCAAGCAGUUGAUGUUGGCUCAGGUCACUCCGCUUAGCCAGGUGUUAAAGGGAGAUACUGAACGGAAGUCAAGUUUGUCUAGUGAUCCGACUGUUUGGCUCGAUAGAAUAGCUGCAAUAUUUAAAAAUACAAACCCCGCCAUCACCAACGGGCAGACCCAUCCCUGCCAAGCCAUCCUGCAGGAAAUCUGGCCAGUACUAUCCAACACGUGCAAUACAUAUCAGGGUGAUAUCCGCAUCAUCGAGCGCUGCUGUCGCUGCAUACGCUUUGCUAUCCGCUGCGUGGGUAAAGGCUCGGCGCUGCUUCUAACUCCACUAGUUACGCAGAUGGUAACAAUAUACCAGGCCCAUCAGCAUUCGUGUUUCCUGUACCUUGGUAGUAUAUUAGUCCAUGAAUAUGGGGACGAUCCUGGCUGUAUACCUGGCAUCAUAGACAUGCUGCAAGCUUUCAUAGUACCAACCUUCCAGAUUCUACAGCAACCCCAGGGCCUGAGGAAUCACCCAGAUGUAGUGGAUGACUUCUUCAGACUCUGCUCAAGGUUACUCCAGAAGUGUCCCGUAGCGUUUCUACAGUGUUCAUCUGUGGAACCCAUCAUGGAGUGUGCAUUGGCUGCCAUGUCGCUGGAUCACAGGGAAGCUAACGCCUCCGUCUGCAAAUUCUUUCAUGAGCUCACGCUGGGCGCCGUAUCAAAAUGGGAGAGUCAAGACUAUGACACAAGAAAAAACUUGAUCUUGAGUCUUCUGGAGAAACACGGUCCGGCCAUCACCACUCGGAUCAUCAAUGCCUGUGUCUUCUAUCUUCCUUCCUACAUGAUGCCAGACAUCUCAGAGGUCCUCUUUGAGUUGAUCCGAGUCAACAGAGAGACAACAUCGACUUGGCUUGAGGCCGCUCUCAAGUCCCUCCCGGUAGAGACACAAGACGGUAGAAUCAAUGCAACGCAGAAACAGCUGACGGACUUCCACAAGACUGUCACAAGUGCUGAGGAGCUCAUCACAGUCACCUAUGCCAUGAGGGACUUCACUCGCCUCUUCAGAUGAUCAACGCCGGCCACCUCGGCCAUUUCAUUAGCCAAACCUUCUGGGAGGAUUCUACUCGCCCAGUUAGCCGAUCUAUCCGAGGGAAGAUGGAGCAUUUCUGACCCACUGUUUGCCCUUGCUUUGACCCUGGUACCUUGUGAGAACCUACAUAAGUCCUUUUGCACGGUUGGCUUGAACGAGAAGCUUCACGACGAGCUUCUACUUACAUUAUAAAGAUACGAAAGGUUUGUUAAGUAAGUUCAGCUUAGUCUUAGCUCAAGAUUGGAUUUGUCGUUUUGUUUUCCUAAUUCCAAGUUACGAACCCUGGUAAGCUUGAUCAAGCUGCCGUUGUGGUAGAGGGCGCUAUAACAAACAGAUGAAUCAGGUCCAGUCUUGGGUAACUUUGGCAUACCGGCCCAAGAAUUUUGAGCCUAACUCACCCGUGUCCAUUAGCAUGAAUACAGCAUGCGUGAGGUAUGCUUUGAAUUUCUCAGGUCGACACGGAUUCCCAAAACUGCACGGUGAUUCAUCCUGUUGAUAGCGCCCUGCAUAGGGCUGUCUGCAUUAGGAGAACAACAUCAAAGUACAGUCUUGGAGCGAAACUAAGUUCCGCCCAGCUUUUGUUC